Acanthochromis polyacanthus (spiny chromis) is the source of this 1327-nucleotide messenger RNA. Its product is annotated as F-box only protein 48. NCBI's taxonomy places the organism in Eukaryota, Metazoa, Chordata, Actinopteri, Pomacentridae. Gene Ontology annotation, molecular function: protein binding. Bases 1 to 459 code for a protein of 152 amino acids. The record is from RefSeq and is a predicted model, not a curated record. The transcript is spliced from 2 exons.
AUGCAAUAUGAACCCUCGAGGUCCUCGCCAGCGUUUCUCCUCUGUGAAGGUCGACCCGCCGUGACACCGGACGCCGACCGUCCUCAGAACUUUGCGGAGACGCUGCCAACGGAGAUGAGUGUGAGGAUCUUCGGCGAGCUGGACGCAGAGAGUCUUUGCAGCGCCUCGCGGACCUGCAGACUUUGGCAUCACAUCAUCGAGCAGAGCGAGCAGCUGUGGAGGAGGCAGUGUCUGCUGGUCCGAGCCGUCUGCAGGAGGGAGGUGGACGGAGACCGAAGGGACGGACUGUCCUGGAAGGUCACUCUGGGCAGGAACUACAGCCGCUGCUGUCUGAAGCGUGAUUGGCUGAGAGGACGUUUCAGCCAGGUGAGGUCGGCCGACGAGCUGAGCGGCAGGAAGAUGACGUCACUGGACGCCGAGACGUGGGGAGAAAUCCUGCAGGCCGAGCUGGACAGAUGAUCGCUGAACAGAAGAGAGCUGGACAGAUGAUCGCUGAACAGAAGAGAGCUGGACAGAUGAUCGCUAAACAGAAGAGAGCUGGACAGAUGAUCGCUGAACAGAAGAGAGCUGGACAGAUGAUCGCUGAACAGAAGAGAGCUGGACAGAUGAUCGCUGAACAGAAGAGAGCUGGACAGAUGAUCGCUGAACAGAAGAGAGCUGGACAGAUGAUCGCUGAACAGAAGAGAGCUGGACAGAUGAUCGCUGGACAGAAGAGAGCUGGACAGAUGAUCGCUGAACAGAAGAGAGCUGGACAGAUGAUCGCUGGACAGAAGAGAGCUGGACAGAUGAUCGCUGAACAGAAGAGAGCUGGACAGAUGAUCGCUGAACAGAAGAGAGCUGGACAGAUGAUCGCUGAACAGAAGAGAGCUGGACAGAUGAUCGCUGAACAGAAGAGAGCUGGACAGAUGAUCGCUGAACAGAAGAGAGCUGGACAGAUGAUCGCUGAACAGAAGAGAGCUGGACAGAUAUCAAAGUAGUUUAAAUCAAUCCUUUAAGAAAGUUCCUUGAAGACGUUUCACCUCUCAUCCAAGAGGCUUCUUCAGUUCUGGUGGUUGGUGUUGCCUUCAAGGAACUUUCUUAAAGUCCAGUGGAUUGAUUUAAACUACUUUGGAGAACCAUGACCUGGAUGAAUGAGAACCUACACAGACUUCUAGCUGGACAGAUGAUGGAGCACUUCUCAAUGCCUCAGUUUUAACUUUAAUAUAUACUUUUAUACUGUACAUAUUUAAUUUUUUAUUAAGAAACAAAAAGAUCAUGCAGAAUGAAAUGUUUGAUUGUUUUGAUGUAAAUGUGGCUCAGAUGCAAUAAAUCUCAUGUUUGAGGCUCA